GCGGACCCUCCCGGCGGAAGCGCCGCUGCAGGGGCCGGGCUGCCCGCGGUGGUGGGGCCCCUCCGAGAGCGGCGGGGCCUGGCAGGCCUCUGCGGCAUGGAGCCGGCGGCCGAGCACCAGCAGCAGCUCCGCAGCCUGCGGGACUUCCUGCUGGUCUACAACCGGAUGACCGAGCUCUGCUUCCGGCACUGCGUCUCCAACCUCAACUACCGCCUGCUCACUGGGCGUGAGGAGAUGUGCCUCGACAGCUGCGCAGGAAAACUGGUCCACUCCAACCACCGCCUGAUGCGUGCCUACGUGGCACUGAUGCCCUCCAUCAUGCAGCGCCGUGUCGCUGACUAUGAGGCCAGUGCAGCCCCAGCAUCCCAGAGCUCAGCCCAGGAGAAACAUGCGCCAGUAACUGCCCUGCCUGGGGCUGGGGGCCCCAACCCCUCUCCUGGCCCACCAGCAGCUCCAGACCCUGGUGAGCCCUUGCAGGGGGCUCCAGGCACUGGCACAUAGCAUGGCUCUUGAUCUGGAUUGUGCCUUCUGGCAGCAGCGGUGGGCUGGGUGGCUGCAGGAUGGAUCCAGGCCCUGCAUCACCAGUGGGAGAAGUAACGUCUCAGCACUGCAGCGCAGUCUGGACCUCUGCAUGCUGCCAGUGGUCUGGAACAGCAGAUCUGCCCUGCACUAAGACCCAGCCUUGUGGAUCUGUGUCCUCUGUGCAUCGGCAUCAAGAACCUCGUGGCAGUGGCCAAGUCUGUUCUGUGCCUGGUGGGGCCAACAGUGUGCAUGGGGGGCACCAAGAAAGAAAUCACAGUGCCUGGCUCUCUGGUUGGGUGGGAUCCCACCUAAACUCUGUCCUAAUGGCUCCCCUGCUGGGCUUUCCUGCUCUAGACUGGGGUGCCUGUAUUUCUAGGAAACGGUUUCCUAGGGCUAAUAAAAUGGUUUUUUGUUAA
This is a messenger RNA of Falco peregrinus (peregrine falcon), 938 nucleotides long. RefSeq names its product translocase of inner mitochondrial membrane 10B (gene TIMM10B). NCBI's taxonomy places the organism in Eukaryota, Metazoa, Chordata, Aves, Falconiformes, Falconidae. The coding region runs from base 97 to 501 and encodes 134 amino acids. Gene Ontology annotation, cellular component: mitochondrial intermembrane space chaperone complex. The transcript is spliced from 3 exons. The record is from RefSeq and is a predicted model, not a curated record.